Molecule: messenger RNA, 1137 nt
Organism: Morone saxatilis (striped sea-bass)
Lineage: Eukaryota; Metazoa; Chordata; Actinopteri; Moronidae
Product: troponin I, slow skeletal muscle-like
Exons: 8
Coding region: 146-679 (177 amino acids)
Biological process (GO): muscle contraction
Cellular component (GO): troponin complex
Source: RefSeq, a predicted model, not a curated record
UAUUUUAGUCAGCCAUUCAGCUGAGACUUUGAAUGCAUAAAUCUUUCACUAUAAUAACCAUAAAGUGCUUUUUCUUUUACUGACUCACCAUUGUUGCUGCCCUCGCUGAUUUCUUCUCACCUCCAAGGCACUAUAAGCUGCAGACAUGUCUGAGGGACCGAGAAAGUCAAAAUAUUCAGCAACACGCCGGCUGCUUUUGAAGUCCAAACUGCUGAAAAAGGCAGCGUCUAUGCUGGUGGCUGAAAGUGAAGCCAAGAAACACGAGAAGGAAAGAGUUGUGAGUGAGUGCUACCCUCCACUGAAGCUGUCAGGUCUGUCAGUCCAGGAGCUCCAGGACCUUUGCAAAGACCUACAUCGUAAAAUUGAUGUUGUAGAUGAAGCACGUUAUGAUAUGGAGAUUAAAGUAGCCAAAAAUGAGAUAGAGAUCCAGACACUGAAUCAGAAGAUUAUCGAGCUGAAGGGUGUAAAGAGGCCCAGCUUGAAGAGGGUGAAGAAAACUGCAGACGACAUGCUGGGUGCACACACUGAGACCUCUAAACUCAUGAAGGGUGAUUUCAAAGUCAACCUUAAGACAGUGAAGAAGGGGGAUGAAAAGAGGGAAGAGGUGACUGACUGGCGUAAGAACGUGGAGGCCAUGUCCGGUAUGGAGGGCAGGAAGAAGCUGUUUAAUUCUAAUUAAGAAGGUGCUUUUGUGUAACAAAUAUGUCGGGAACACAUCAUCUUUCCUGAAGUACACCUUAUGUUGGCAAUGUUCAGUUUCUUUUUUCAUCUUCAUUUCAGAAUCAUUGUCCAAAUUCAAGAAGGUUUGCAUUGCAGGGUUGAAUAAAAAGGUUUUUGUAAAGAAUGAUGCCAUUUGUAAAAGAUUAAAUACAUGCACUUUUUUAGAUUAUACUGUAUUAGUAUAACUAUAAAUAGUUGUCUGAUCUUGCUUUAAUGUCAACUUUUAUGUAAAAAAUACCAGCGUAUGCCAUGACUGUAAUAAUAUAAAUUGUAGCCUUUGCAUAUUGAAAGCGUGCUAAAGAACAGGCUGAUUAGCUUCAUGAGUGUGUCUUUUAAAGUGCAGUAUUUGUAUUAUACAGAUGAUGGUGUUGUCUCACUAUCUGUAAUAUAUGUGAUGCUGAUUAAACCAUAAAAAUA